AUGGAAGGCUCCGACAUCCUUGCGUUUCGCGACUCUGUAGUCGUUUCUAUCCUUGACGUUUUUGGAAUCUCUUAUUUCUCCAUAUUCAUAUUACAGUGCCUCUUCUUUGACUUCCCUGUUGCUCAGUCAGACAUAAUUGACUUGCUUGCAACGCUUCUCUUCGGCAUCGGUGUCAUCUCCUGGUGUCUCUUGAGCCUCGCACAUCGCAUCCUUGUCCUCUUCGGUAGCAAUGGUGCCCCCAAUUGGGAAAAACUUGAGUUUUUGGGUGUUCUACUCCUAAUCUAUACCACAACCAUCUCCUACGUGGCGAUUGAAUUUUCUCCUUACCCCGUUGUCCAACUUGGGUACUCUUGUGCAAUCUCGUUAUUUUUUGUGACGCAUGUCGUCGAGUUGUGCUUGAUUUCUUCAAAUGAACCCACAAUAUGGCUGCAGUUCCAAUAUCACUGCACUUGUUUAGGCUCACUUGCCAUGAUACCUAUACUCCACGCUAUCACAGGCUCAUUAGGGGAACCGACUCAACUUGCCAAGGAAUUCACCCGCCUCGCCGUCUACAAUGGUAUCGGGGCUUUGCAAUACUUAGCCCAGCCAUGGGAGAGGAUAGGUCUGUUUCAUGGUUGGCAUCCCAGUUUGUACAUCAUGCACCUUAUUUUGAUUUUCAAUGCGGUUAUAGCGUCGACAAAGCUUAUCCCUGUACGUUAA
Penicillium angulare is the source of this 699-nucleotide messenger RNA. RefSeq lists its product as uncharacterized. The record is from RefSeq and is a predicted model, not a curated record. Bases 1 to 699 code for a protein of 232 amino acids. The transcript has a single exon. NCBI's taxonomy places the organism in Eukaryota, Fungi, Ascomycota, Eurotiomycetes, Eurotiales, Aspergillaceae.